Messenger RNA from Colletotrichum chrysophilum, 1512 nucleotides. RefSeq lists its product as uncharacterized. NCBI's taxonomy places the organism in Eukaryota, Fungi, Ascomycota, Sordariomycetes, Glomerellales, Glomerellaceae. The record is from RefSeq and is a predicted model, not a curated record. The coding region runs from base 1 to 1512 and encodes 503 amino acids. Gene Ontology annotation, biological process: pectin catabolic process; L-arabinose metabolic process; arabinan metabolic process. The transcript has a single exon. Gene Ontology annotation, molecular function: alpha-L-arabinofuranosidase activity.
AUGCACGUCUUCUCUCGACCAAGCCUCCUGGCCCUGGGCCUCGCUGCCACCGGCUCCCUGGUCUCUGCCGGACCUUGCGAUAUCUACUCUUCCGGCGGCACGCCCUGCAUUGCGGCUCACAGCACUACCAGAGCUCUUUACAGCGCGUACUCAGGCUCGCUGUACCAGGUCAAGCGUGGCUCUGAUGGCGUCACCCUCAACAUCGCGCCCCUGUCUGCUGGCGGUGUUGCCAAUGCUGCCGCUCAAGACACGUUCUGCUCCGGCACUACUUGCCUGAUCACUAUCAUCUACGAUCAGUCUGGAAAGGGAAACCAUCUCACUCAAGCCCCGGGAGGUGCCUUCAAGGGCCCAGAGGCGGACGGCUCCGACAACCUGGCCAGUGCAAUUGGUGCACCCGUCACUUUGAACGGCCAGAAGGCGUACGGCGUCUUCAUCUCACCCGGCACGGGAUACCGCAACAACAAGGCCAGCGGCACCGCCACCGGCGACGCGGCCGAGGGCAUGUACGCCGUUCUCGACGGAACUCACUACAACGGUGGCUGCUGCUUUGACUACGGCAACGCUGAGACCAGCAGCACCGACACUGGCAACGGCCACAUGGAGGCCAUCUACUUCGGUGACAGCACUGUCUGGGGCACCGGUUCCGGCAGCGGUCCCUGGAUCAUGGCUGAUCUUGAGAACGGCCUGUUCUCCGGUGUCAGCUCGGGCAACAACGCCAAUGACCCGAGCAUCACGACCCGCUUCACUACCGCGGUCAUCAAGGGAGGACCCAACCUGUGGGCUAUUCGUGGUGCGAACGCCGCUUCUGGCUCGCUGUCAACAUACUACAGCGGCGUCCGCCCGACGGCGUCGGGAUAUAACCCCAUGAAGAAGGAGGGUGCCAUCAUUCUCGGCAUUGGCGGUGACAACAGCAUCAGUGCCCAGGGAACCUUCUACGAGGGUGUAAUGACCUCUGGAUACCCCACUGAUGCCACCGAGAACUCGGUCCAGGCCAACAUCGUGGCGGCCAAGUAUGCUACGUCUUCCCUCGUUAGCGGACAGGCCCUCACCGUUGGCUCUUCCUACUCUUUCCGCGUCACCACCUCCGGCUACACCGACAGAUACAUCGCCCACACCGGCGCCACCGUCAACACCCAGGUUGUCACCUCCUCCAGUGCCACAGCUCUCAAGCAACAGGCCAGCUGGACCGUCCGCACCGGUCUCGGUAACAGCGGCUGCUACUCUUUCGAGUCCAAGGACACUGCCGGCAGCUACAUCCGCCACUACAACUUUGAGCUUCAGGUUGCUGCCAACGACGGCACCAAGCAGUUCAAGGAAGAUGCUACCUUCUGCCCUCAGUCCGGCCUCAACGGCCAGGGUCUGUCCAUCCGCGCCUGGGGAUACCCUACUCGCUACUUCCGCCACUACAACAACGUUGGCUACGCGGCGAGCAACGGUGGUGUUCACACCUUCGACUCUGCGACUUCAUUCAACGACGACGCCAGCUUCGUUGUUGCCUCUAGCUUCGCUUAA